This is a messenger RNA of Grammomys surdaster, 2913 nucleotides long. RefSeq names its product complement factor H-related protein 2-like. Lineage: Eukaryota; Metazoa; Chordata; Mammalia; Rodentia; Muridae. The record is from RefSeq and is a predicted model, not a curated record. The transcript has 14 exons. Bases 176 to 2392 code for a protein of 738 amino acids.
AUUUAGGACAUGGGGUUCUAUAGCAUCUUGCUCUUUGCCAAUCUCCUCCUAACUGCAUCAUUUUCUACUGCUAAAGGGGAAGAAUGAAGAGUAUUGGCAGUGACUGGUCUUGGAAAGAAUAGCAAACUUUUGCACUAAAACUUCUGCGAUCUGGAUCUGAGAGUUUUUGAUUGAAAUGACAUGCAAACAUCCUUAUAUUCCGAAUGGUAUCUACUCACCUCUCAAGAUUGAACACAAAAUUGACGAUAUAAUCAUAUAUCGAUGUAAAUAUGGCUUCUAUCCUGUAGCCCGGAUACCUCUUGCAAGAUGUACAGGGGCUGGCUGGAUCCCGCCUCCAGUGUGUAUCUUAAAACCUUGUAAUUUAUCACAAAUUGAAAAUGGACAUCUAUUUGGAGAAGAGAUAUACACACUCUACCAGCCAGUCUCUACAGGAAAGGAGUUUCGCUAUUACUGCAACAGUGGAUUUGUGACUCCUUCAGGGUCACACUCAGGCUACCUCCGUUGCACAAUACAAGGAUGGCAGCCUGCAGUCCCAUGCCUCAAGAUGUGCUCAAAGUCAGAUAUAGAAAUUGAUAAUGGAUUUUUUUCUGAAUCUGAUUUAACUUAUGUUGUAAAUAAAACAACACAAUAUAGGUGUAAACAGGGAUAUAUAACAACAAAUGGAGAAGCAUCUGGCUCAAUUACUUGCCUACAAAAUGGAUGGUCAGCUCAACCCUCAUGCAUUAAGUCUUGUGAUGUACCUGUGUUUGAGAAUACAAAAUCUAAAAAUAAUAGCACUUGGUUUAAACUCAAUGACAAAUUGGACUAUGAAUGUCACGUUGGAUAUGAAAAUAAAUAUAAGCAUACCAAAGGCUCCAUAACUUGUACUCAUGAGGGAUGGUCUGAUAAGCCCUCAUGUUAUGAAAUAGAAUGCAGCAUUCCCAUAUUAGAUCCAAGCUUAGUUGUUUAUCCCAAGAAAGAAAAAUAUACAAUUGGAGAUUUGUUGAAAUUCUCUUGCCGACCAGGACACAGAGUUGGACCAGAUUCAGUGCAAUGCUACCAGUUUGGAUGGUCCCCUAGUUUCCCUACAUGUAAAGGUCAAGUAAGAUCCUGUGAUCAACAUCCUGAACUACUCAAUGGGAAAAUGAAGGGAUCAAAAAAAGUAGAAUACAGCCAUGGUGAGGUGGUGGAAUACGAUUGCAAACCUAAAUUUCUACUGAAGGGACCCAGUAAAAUCGAGUGUGUUGACGGGAAGUGGACAACCUUGCCAAUAUGUGUUGAGGAGGAGAGAACAUGUAAAGACAUUCCUGAGCUUCAGCAUGGCUCUGUUAAGUUUUCUGUCCCUCCAUAUCACCAUGGAGAUUCAGUGGAGUUUACUUGUGCAGAAACCUUCACCAUGAUUGGACAGGGGACAGUUUCUUGCAUUAGCGGGAGGUGGACCCAGCUUCCUCAAUGUGUUGCAACAGAUCAACUUGAGAAGUGUCAAGCAUCAAGACUAGUUGUAGUAGUGGCAAAUAAACCUGAGAAGGGUGAAUUUAAUCAUAACUCUAGCAUCAGUUACAAAUGUAGAGGAAAGCAGAAGUAUGGAUAUUCAAUCUGCAUUAAUGGAAGAUGGGAUCCUGAACUAACCUGUACAAGAAUAGAGAAAAUAUCCUGCCCUCCUCCACCACAGAUUCCAAAUGCUCAAGUGAUUGAAACCACAGUGAAAUACUUGGAUGGAGAAAAAGUAUCUGUUCUUUGCCAAGACAAUUACCUAACACAUGACCCAGAAGAAAUGAUUUGCAAAGAUGGAAGGUGGCAGUCAUUGCCACGUUGCAUUGCAAAAAUUCCAUGUUCCCAGCCCCCUAAAAUAGAACACGGAUCUAUUAAAUUACCCAGAUCAUCAGAAGAAAGGAGAGAUGCAAUAGAGUCCAGCAGUUAUGAACACGGAACAACAAUCAGCUAUGUCUGUGAUGAUGGUUUCAGGAUAUCUGAAGAAAAUGGGGUAACCUGCCAUAUGGGAAAAUGGAGCUCUCCACCGCGUUGUAUUGACCCAACAGGGAAAUGUGGGCCUCCUCCAGCUAUUGACAAUGGAGACAUCACCUCCUUCCCAUUACCAGUAUAUGCACCAUUGUCAUCAGUUGAGUAUAAGUGCCAAUCCUUCUAUAAAAUGCAGGGCAGCAAGAACAUAACCUGCAGAAAUGGAGAGUGGUCAGAGCCACCAAAGUGUUUACAUGCAUGUGUGUUAACAGAAGAAGUUAUGGGAAGACAGAACAUAAUUCUCAAGUGGAUAGAAAAUAGAAAGAUUUAUAUCCAGUCAGGGGAUUAUGUUGAAUUUGAGUGUAAAACUGGAUAUCAAAAGGCACAAGGAUCACCUGAAUUUCGUACAAAGUGCAUUGAUGGUCACAUCAGUUAUCCCAUUUGCUCAAAAUAAGUUACAACUACUAGUAGACUUUAUAAACAUCCUUUGUUUUGAAAGGUGUGUGCACAUUACUAAUACAGUUUCAAGUUACAUCUGAAGCAUUAACUCAUUUCUUCCAUAAGUACAACCUUCUGUUGACAAAUGGGAAUUAAUUUGGACAUGAGAGAUAGUUGGCAAAAAUUUAAAAAAAAGUAGUGCAUUCAAAAUUCUUAAUCCAAGUGGAAUGUGUCCUACCACAAAAUCAAUGGCCAGGAAAUAGAUGCAACUGCUUCAGUGUCUGUUUCUAUUCAGCACUUUCUUAAGUUGCUCCAAUCAUUAGGCAUACCAUUGUAUCUAAAUCGCUGAGUCCCAGUGAAUGGAAGAUGUUUUGUAUUAGUCUUCAAAUUAGUAUUAUUAAAUAAACAUACAACUAUAAAACUGUCAGACUUAUCAUUCCUAAUGAGUAUAAGUGUUACGCAAUUCUUUUAUACAAUAAAAUAUCUAAGAAGCAUUUUGUGUACGAAAUUCUAAAAUAAAGAUUUGGCACAAUAAAA